Messenger RNA from Lepidothrix coronata (blue-crowned manakin), 2002 nucleotides. RefSeq names its product CWC25 spliceosome associated protein homolog (gene CWC25). The record is from RefSeq and is a predicted model, not a curated record. Bases 1 to 1296 code for a protein of 431 amino acids. Gene Ontology annotation, biological process: mRNA splicing, via spliceosome. The transcript is spliced from 7 exons. Gene Ontology annotation, cellular component: U2-type spliceosomal complex. Lineage: Eukaryota; Metazoa; Chordata; Aves; Passeriformes; Pipridae.
AUGAGGGGUGGGUCGAGGAGGAACAGAGAGGGGCUCCAAGGCAGCCCUUGCGCUCCCUGGGCUCAGCCUCCCUGCCCGUCCCCCUGUGCCCUCGGUGCCAAUCCCAACCCCGUCCCCGCGUGCCCCCAGAACUUGAAGAAGAGCUGGCACCCCCAGACCCUGCGCAAUGUGGAGAAGGUGUGGAAGGCGGAGCAGAAGCAUGAGGCCGAGAGGAGGAAGAUCGAGGAGCUGCAGCGGGAGCUGCAGGAGGAGCGGGCGCGCGAGGAGAUGCAGCGCUACGCCGAGGACAUGGGCACGCUGCGGAAAAGGGAAGAGAAGCUGGAGUGGAUGUACCAGGGCCCCGGGGGGAUGGUGAACAGGGAGGAAUAUCUCAUGGGGCGCCCUGUGGACAAGUUCAUCUUCGAGAAGGCCGAGGACAAGGAGGCAGGGUGUUCCAGCGAGACUGGGCUGCUCCCAGGGUCCAUCUUUGCCAAGUCUGGGGCCAACUCCGUGCUGGACAUGGCCAACAAAAUCCGGGAGGACCCUCUGUUCAUGAUCAGGUGCUGGGAGGGAGCUCCAGGGAGGGGGGUCCUGGCUGGGAGCUGGGCUGUGGGGCUUAGAAACACUGCAGGGACACGGGUGAACAGGAACCUGGGGAGGGACAUAAAUAAACCCCAACCACACGUGCACCCCUCCCUGUGCUCCUCCUGGCUGAGGUCUCCUCUGGGGCCUUCCACUGUUCUCCUACGAGAUCCUUCUGAAUUGCAGGUGAGAGACUCGGAGCAGAGCCACAGGUCCCGCAGCUCCCCAGGGCCUGGCCAGGACAGGGCUCCCCACAGGCACCGGGAUCGCUCCCGCAGCUCCUCCCGCUCCCCCCAGAGACAUUCCAGCAAGAGGAACUCGGAGCAGUCCGGCUCCAGGGGCUCGGGAUCUCCUUCCAAACACAGCAAACAGCACAGCAGUCGGGAGGAGAAGGGGAGAGCCAGGAGCCCUUCCCCCAAAAAGAGCUACCGGCGCCAGCACCCCCCGGGUUACACCAGAAAGCUCUCUCCAGAGGAACUGGAGCGUAAACGGCAGGAAAUGAUGGAAAAUGCCAAGUGGAGGGAAGAGGAGAGAGCAAACAACCUCAGGAAACACAGGAAGGAGGAGGAGCUGGAGCGGGAGCUGGAGAAACUCGACGCCAGGGAUGGAAAGUUCUUCCACCGUUUAAAGCUGGAAAGUGCCUCCACUUCCACCCUGGAGGACCGUGUGAAGAGGAACAUCCACUCCCUGCAGAGAACUCCUGCUGCCUUGGAAAAGAACUUUAUGCAGAGAUGAGGCUUGUUUUGCUCUCCCUCUGCUCCUGUGCAGCAGUUAAAUGGACUCUUGUUCCCAGAGGUGAGAGCCCUCCAGCACAGCCUCACUGCUCUCUCCAGGAACACUUCCCAGCUCCCAGAGGUGCUGGAUCUCUGUGCUGAGCCCAGGGCGUGCUCAGGACUGGGGGCACUGGGAGUACUUUUGUAGUGGGUGGGACCUUGGCUGGGGAACUCGUGAGCCUCUGUGGUCCAUUUUUAAGGUCUUGCCAGAGCUUUUCCUUCCCUCUCCCCACCUUGACUGGUGUCACUUUUGUACAUUGUUACCAAAUUGUGCCAGGUGGUCACUGCUUCCUGCUACCCAGCUCUUUAUAGGCCAGAGCUAAACAGCCAUUUUUAUUAAUCCUUAAAAAUCUGAGCAGAACCAAUUGACAUGUGAGUUAAUUUCGUGGAAUUUGAUAAAACCACACGAGCCCUGUCCAUCCUGUCACCAUUUCAGGUGGGCAGGGUGUGAUGUUAGGCCAGUCUCAGAGGAUCUGUGGCCAUUAUUUGGUUGCUCACAGAUUUCACUGGUAUUUGACCCAAAAGAAGCUGCUUCCAGGGGAAGGGAAAUGAGCAGAGCGUAGCUGGGUACAGCAGACAUUUCUCUGGGAUUUUGUACUGUAAGUAAUGUGUAUAUGUACAGCGGUGUAGAUUUAUUUUGUCUUUUUAAUUAAGAAACUCCACUGUCA